UUACUUUUGUACAGGGACUGAGUCUUAAAGCACUCAGCUUCAUCUUAAUGCCAUCUGCAAGACAGCAUCAUUACAGCACUCAUUUACCAGCUGAGGGACAUCUGCGUGGAAAAUGACACUUUCCCCACAGCUCCAUGUGGCUUGGGGGUGGAUCUGACAAUCGGGCAUCUGAUGCUGAAAGAUUCAGCCACAAAGAAAGCACACAAUGCUGGGGAUACAGAACAGAACAGUUAACAUUUCACAUCGACGACGUCUCCCCAGACUUAGUCUUUAUUGCGAAGAUAGACACAAAAUGCUGGAGUAACUCAGCGGGACAAGACAGCAUCUCUGGAGAGCAGGGGGUGGGUGACGUUUCGGGCCGAGACGGAUCUUCGGACCUUGGUCGCGGUUGGAAGUGGAGGAUUAUACACUUGCAGAGUUCGCCCCAUUUCCAACCAAGCUCAGAGCGUGGGUGCUGCAAAUGGCUUUCGCUUCUGGAUUGUGGCUGAAGUUUUCUUUUUGUGUCGGCGAACAGAGCCAUUUGCCUGGAGGAGCGGGCGUUCAUUCCCUUUAAGGGAAAAGAUUGCGAAGCGGGGAUUGUGCUUUGGGUUGUUGCUGCUAGAUAUUUCACACCUUGAAGCUACAGAGAGAGAGAAAGAGAGGGGGGUGGAGGGGGGCAGAGAGAGAGAGAGAGAGAGGGAGCCCGCGUUUGAUUCAGCUGUUUGGGAUUGCGCAGCCCCGCUGUUUUCUCUCUUUCUCUCUCUCACACACAAACAUCCACUUCACACAAGUCUGGGAAACAGCGCGUUUUUGACUUUUUCCUGGAUUUCAGUGGAAGAGAUUCACGCCACGAAGGGCCGAGGUGGAUGCAAAUCGUCACAUUACUUGCAAACAGCGGCAGCGAGCAGGUAACCAACUCUCCGUCUGAACACGCUGUUUGGAGGCUGUUUAAACUGAUUAUCCCCCUCCCAGCUAAAGGUUGCCUAUUGUUGAAAGUGAGAGAGGGAUAAAGAUUUUUUAAAAACAAGUUGAAAUAAAAACAAUUGAAGUGGAGGAUUUUUCUUUUUUGAGCAGAACUGUUUCGAUUGUUAGUGGGAUUGGCAGAGAGGUUCCGCGCUGUGAACGGGACUCCCGGGCGCUGGGACACCGGCUGUACAUUUCCAGUGAAAUUAACGCCGCUGUUGUUGGAUUUCACAGCGGCUUCCCCCCCUCCCAGGCGCCAGGCAAUGGCUCGGUGGCUGAAGGAUUACUUGAGUUUCGGGAACCGCAGGGUCCCGCCACAGCCCCCCAAGCCCGACUACAGCGAGAGCGAGAUCCUGCGAGCUUACCGAGCCCAGAGGAACCUGGACUUCGAAGACCCCUACGAGGAGGGCGAGCAUCACCAGAACCAGAAGCCCGCCUCGCCCGACAUCAAAUACGUCUCCCCCAAACAUCGCCUCAUCAAAGUGGACAGCACCGAGCUAGGCGGCCGCGCCAAGAUACUGGGCGGCGAGGAGACCAAGGGCAAAGGCGACAUUACUCUGCCUGACGACGAUUAUUCCGACCCUUUCGAUAUCAGGCAUGAUUCCAGAGGUGAGGCCAUUGACAAAGAGCUCAUUGAGAACAACGGCUACAUGGAACCAUAUGAAGCACAGAGAGUUAUAGCAGAAUUCCAGAGGAAAGGUGAGAAGAAACAGGGGAAGGGUCUCCAACUCUACGACACCCCCUACGAGCCCCAGGAGAAUGAUACAGAGUCGGAUGCGGAGAACGCCGUUGGUCAGAAGGUGCGAGAGAGCCGCCUUCCUCAAGAUGACGAGCGGCCUGCUGAUGAGUACGACCAGCCCUGGGAGUGGAAGAAGGACCACAUCUCAAAAGCUUUUGCAGUAGACAUUAAGGAAAUUAAAGAGCUCCCUUGGCCCCCGCCUGUGGGACAGCUAGACGAUGACUCAGUGAGCGAUGAAGUCCAGUUUGAUGGCUGCGAUUGGGACCGGUCAUCUCCUGCCAAAGAUCGACUGAGGCAACAGAAACAGCUCAGCCCCCUGGCCGGAGGGUCAAAAUACAGCAAGACACAGACUCCAGAGCACUGCUCUGCCCUACCCGAGAGAGUGGACCCUGCUCUACCGCUGGAGAAACAAGCGUGGUACCACGGAGCUAUCAGCCGGGCGGAUGCGGAGAACCUGCUGAUGCGGUGUAAGGAAUGCAGUUACUUGGUGCGGAACAGUGAGACCAGCCGCAAUGACUACUCUCUGUCACUCAGGAGCAGCCAAGGGUACAUGCACAUGAAGUUCAGCAGAACGAAAGACUCCAAGUACAUUCUCGGCCAGAACAGCCCACCCUUUGAUGGCGUUCCGGAGGUGAUCAACCACUACACCAGCCACAAGCUGCCAAUUAAAGGGGCUGAGCACCUCUCCCUGCUCUUCCCUGUGAUGGUGCAAACACUGUGAGUGGGGCCCAGCGGCUGUCUGAAGACAGCAGCGAGGGGGCAAAGCAGUCCAUGCUGGAAAUGAAAUGGACGGAGAACUAAAGCGUCAGCUUGCUGGUUAAUGUUGCAGAGACUGUGGCUCCGCUGAGUACAAGACUUUGGAAAACCCCAUUUCCGGCCAGUGAAAUAAUUGUAGGCCAAGAGUAUUGAAUAUCUCAUUUCCUCAGCAUUUGUUUCAACGAUUGUGGUGAAUUGGAUCAUGAAUGUCGCCGAACUCACUUGUACGGAUUCAGUCACUCAUUUACUGGGAAUUUAAGGAAUGUAUUUUACUUCUCCUGUGGUAACCCCUCCUUCUCCCC
Leucoraja erinaceus (little skate) is the source of this 2739-nucleotide messenger RNA. Its product is annotated as SH2 domain-containing adapter protein F-like. Bases 1206 to 2402 code for a protein of 398 amino acids. The transcript is spliced from 7 exons. Gene Ontology annotation, molecular function: phosphotyrosine residue binding. The record is from RefSeq and is a predicted model, not a curated record. NCBI's taxonomy places the organism in Eukaryota, Metazoa, Chordata, Chondrichthyes, Rajiformes, Rajidae.